AUGACGUCGCACAAUGGCCGGCCCCCGCGGGUAGUGGAGCCCGUUUGUUCCGCCCGCGUCGCCCCUCCGGCUGGAGCUUGCGAGGAGCGGAAGGGCCGAGGGACGUCCCGCCCGCGCCGCCGCGAUUCCAGCGGAGCCGUGGCCCGGUCGGCGGCCUCGCGCUGAGGUUGUAGGCGGGGACUGCUCCACCUUCCUUAAGAGUUUUUGUGGAAUCACUCCAAAAGGCAGACAGAACUGGGUACCGAUGGACGUGGCUGAGAGCCCUGAACGGGACCCUCACUCCCCAGAGGAUGAAGAAGAGCGGCGGGCGCUCUCAGACGAUGACAUACUGAGGGAAAGUGGGUCUGACCAGGACUUGGAUGGGACUGGGGGGAGGGCUUCCGACUUGGAGGAUGAGGAAAAUGUGGCCAGGAUACCGAGCCAGGAAGGGGAGAACCGCUCCGAUGAAGAGGACCGGGCCAGCGAGCCCAAGUCCCAGGACCCAGACUCUGAGGCUCCUGAGCUGAUAAGCAGGGGCCCAACUGGCUCCCCGUGUGAGGAGGAGGCGGGGGAUGGCGAGGAAGACCAGACGAGUGACCUCAGGGACGAAGCCUCCUCGGUGACCAGGGAGCUGGAUGAGCACGAGCUGGACUAUGACGAGGAGGUCCCCGAAGAGCCGGCUCCCGCCCCCCAGGAUGACGAAGCUGAGAAGGCUGGGGCCGAGGAAGAUGAAGAAAGGGCGGGGGGUGCUCCCGGGGAGGAGGCCAAGCCUGGCGUCCAAGAUGUGGGGGAAGAGGGACCCACGGGGGCCGCCAAGGAGAAAAAAAAAGAGGACGACGACGGAGAGCUUGACGACGGGGAGAUAGACGAUGACGACCUUGAAGAAGGCGAAGUGAAGGACCCCAGUGACAGGAAGGUGAGGCCUCGCCCCACCUGCCGAUUCUUCAUGAAAGGCGUUGUGACACCACUGUCCACUCCUCUUCCACCAAUACCAAAUUCCAUACCACUCAGAGGCCAGGUUAAAGGGAACUGCACCUGGGGAAUGAAUUGUAGGUUUAUACACCCUGGAGUGAAUGACAAGGGAAACUACUCCCUAAUCACCAAAGCUGACCCGUUCCCGCCCAACGGUGCCCCACCUCUCGGACCUCAUCCACUGAUGCCUGCCAACCCUUGGGGUGGGCCAGUAGUUGAUGAAAUUCUGCCCCCACCUCCUCCAGAACCCCCCACAGAGAGUGCCUGGGAACGAGGACUCCGGCAUGCAAAAGAGGUUUUAAAAAAAGCCACCAUUCGGAAAGAACAGGAGCCUGAUUUUGAAGAGAAAAGGUUCACAGUGACCAUUGGUGAAGAUGAACGGGAAUUUGACAAAGAAAAUGAAGUUUUCCGAGACUGGAAUUCUCGGGUUCCAAGAGAUGUCAGAGAUAGCGAACUUGAGCCUUACGCGGAUCCUUACUAUGACUACGAAAUAGAGCGAUUUUGGCGCGGUGGACAAUAUGAGAACUUCAGGGUACAAUACACAGAAACAGAGCCGUAUCACAAUUACCGAGAAAGGGAGCGGGAACGCGAGCGCGAGAACAGGCAGCGCGAGCGGGAACGCGAGCGGGAGCGGGACCGGGAGCGCGAGCGGCGGCAGCGCGAGCGGGAGCGGGAACGCGAGCGCGAGCGGGACAAGGAGCGGCAGCGCCGGAAGGAGGAGUGGGAGAGAGAGCGAGCCAAGCGGGACGAGAAGGACCGGCCGCACCGGGAGCGCGACAGGGACAAGGAGCGCGACAAGGAGAAGGAGAAGCCGAAGCCGCGCUCCCCACAGCCGCCGAGCCGCCAAGCGGAGCCACCAAAGAAGGAGGUCACCUCUGCAGGGCCCCAGGUGAAGCGAGCUGAUGAGUGGAAGGACCCUUGGCGCCGAUCCAAGUCUCCAAAAAAGAAACUUGGGGUGUCAGUCUCCCCAAGCCGGGCACGCAGGCGUCGAAAAACCUCGGCCUCAUCAGCCUCUGCCUCCAAUUCUUCCAGGUCAUCGUCUCGGUCCUCGUCCUACUCUGGCUCCGGCUCGUCCCGGUCCCGGUCCCGGUCCUCGUCCUACAGCUCCUACUCGAGCCGCUCUUCCAGGCACAGCUCUUUCUCAGGCAGCCGCUCCAGGUCCCGCUCCUUCUCCUCGUCCCCAUCCCCGUCUCCCACGCCCUCCCCGCACAGACCGCCCGCAAGAGCCAAGGGGGAGCCGGCCCCACCACCCGGGAAAGCAGGAGAAAAGCCCGUGAAGAAGCCAGCCCCGACCCCUGCUCCGCCACAGGCCACCAAAGCCACCGCGCCUGCCCCCGAGCCCGCCAAGCCAGGAGACCCCCGGGAGGCCAGAAGGAAGGAGCGGCAAACCAGGACACCCCCCAGGAGGCGGACAGUGAGCGGCAGCGGCAGUGGCAGCGGCAGCAGCUACAGUGGCUCCAGCUCCCGAUCCAGGUCUCUGAGCGUGAGCAGCGUGUCCUCGGUGUCCAGCGCCACCUCCAGCAGCAGCUCCGUGCACAGCGUGGACUCGGAGGACAUGUACGCCGACCUGGCCAGCCCCGUGUCCUCCGCCAGCUCCCGCUCCCCCACCCCCGCCCAGACGAAGAAGGAGAGAGGGAAAUCUAAGAAAGAAGACGGCGUCAAGGAGGAGAAGCGGAGGAGGGACCCGUCCACCCAGCCACCCAAGUCCUCGAAGCCCGCGGCGGGGGGCAAGUCCUCGCAGCCGCCCGCGGGGGGGCAGCAGGUGCCCCCCGGACAGCUGCAGCAGGGCUCCUUCGUUGCCCACAAGGAGAUCAAGCUGACGCUGCUGAAUAAGGCGGCUGACAAGGGGAGCCGGAAGCGGUACGAGCCUGCGGACAAGGACCGGCAGAGCCCUCCGGCCAAGCGGGCCGCCCUGUCCCCCGAGCGAGGUUCUCGGGACCGGAAGUCUGGGGGAAGACUGGGCUCCCCAAAGCCAGAGCGGCAGAGAAGCCAGAACUCCAAAGCCCCCGGAGUCCUGGCAGACAGGAAACGCCAGCCGUCGCCCCAGUCCAAGAGCUCCAGCAAGGUCACCAGUGUGUCUGGCAAAGCCACGGACGCGGCCGCCGCCAGCGCCAAGCCAGGGAAGGCCAGCACGCUGUCCCGGCGGGAGGAGCUGCUCAAGCAGCUCAAGGCCGUGGAGGACGCCAUCGCGCGCAAGCGCGCCAAGAUCCCCGGCAAGGUGUAGGGGCGCCGGCCCCGGGCUAGACUCGAGGAGGUUUUAUAAAUAGGGUAAGCGCAGCCAUUGCGGACGUUGCAGUUAAUGUCUUAUUUUGGCUGUGAUUCUUUUUAAAAAUUAAAAAAGAAAAAAAAAGUUUCUCAGCUGGAAAAGAAGCCACACAGGAGAUGAAGACACCUCCCUCCCGGGACCGCACCAGCCGCGCCCCUUCCGGAGGAGGGCCGGCACCUGCCGCCUGGCCUUGGGUACACGACGAGUCCCAGACACCGCCUCCGACCCUUCCUCCCCGGGCCGCCUCCCGGGCCGUCCGUCUCCCUGCGGAGACUUCCGGAGGCCGAGUCCGGAUGCACCGUCGGCAGCCUCUUCCCUUCCACCGCCGGAUCAGAAGUAUAUAUAUAUAAAUACAUAUAUAUAUAUUCCCGACUAAGGUCUGAUUGGGAAAUACUUCCUGUCUUUUAAGCAUCAAAUUGUUUUAGUUGAUUUAAAAAUGAAAAAAACAAUGAAAGACAAAAAAAGGAAAAAGAAAAAAAAACACGCCAAGGAAAUGGUUGGGGCGUCUGUCUAAUGUGGAGGGUCUUUUUUGAGGGAUCUCCUAAAAUAAAAUAUUUUGAUAAGCA
Messenger RNA from Perognathus longimembris pacificus (Pacific pocket mouse), 3783 nucleotides. RefSeq names its product zinc finger CCCH-type containing 18 (gene Zc3h18). The coding region runs from base 245 to 3175 and encodes 976 amino acids. The record is from RefSeq and is a predicted model, not a curated record. The transcript is spliced from 20 exons. Gene Ontology annotation, molecular function: metal ion binding. Lineage: Eukaryota; Metazoa; Chordata; Mammalia; Rodentia; Heteromyidae.